This is a messenger RNA of Pseudophryne corroboree (corroboree frog), 1476 nucleotides long. RefSeq lists its product as uncharacterized. Lineage: Eukaryota; Metazoa; Chordata; Amphibia; Anura; Myobatrachidae. The transcript is spliced from 5 exons. The record is from RefSeq and is a predicted model, not a curated record. The coding region runs from base 1 to 1476 and encodes 491 amino acids.
AUGAAGAGGUCAUGGAUGGAUGGUAAUAUGUUACAAACAGAGCUUGCAUUCCAUAAGCCACAUUUUAGUGACUUGGAGGGGGAUGGGAGACGUGAUAUUUAUGAGGAGGCGGAGUAUAUAGAGGAACACAGGGGUCUGUACAAGGCGAUGAUGAUGGAGAAUCUCCGGCCCCUCACAUCACUGGAUGGACCCAGUAACAGAGAUACCCCAGAGAGAUGUCCCCGUCCUCUGUAUUCCCAGGAUUGUACAGAGGAGAAUCACAGGACCCCACAGGAGGAUCAGGUAGAACGUCUGUCUAAUACUAAAAUACAAGAUAUAGAGGGAGAAAAAGAGACGUAUGUGACUGAUAUAAAGGCAGAAGAUAUAGAGGGAGAAGAAGAGACGUAUGUGACUGAUAUAAAGGCAGAAGAUAUAGAGGGAGAAGAAGAGACGUAUGUGACUGAUAUAAAGGCAGAAGAUACAGAGGGAGUAGAAGAGACAUAUGUGACUGAUAUAAAGACAGAAGAUACAGAGGGAGAAGAAGAGACGUAUGUGACUGAUAUAAAGACAGAAGAUAUAGAGGGAGAAGAAGAGACGUAUGUGACUGAUAUAAAGGCAGAAGAUAUAGAGGGAGAAGAAGAGACGUAUGUGACUGACAUAAAGACAGAAGAUAUAGAGGGAGAAGAAGAGACGUAUGUGACUGAUAUAAAGACAGAAGAUACAGAGGCAGAAGAAGAGACGUAUGUGACUGAUAUAAAGGCAGAAGAUAUAGAGGGAGAAGAAGAGACGUAUGUGACUGAUAUAAAGGCAGAAGAUAUAGAGGGAGAAGAAGAGACGUAUGUGACUGAUAUGAAGGCAGAAGAUAUAAGGAGAGAAGAAGAGACGUAUGUGACUGAUAUAAAGGCAGAAGAUAUAGAGGGAGAAGAAGAGACGUAUGUGACUGAUAUGAAGACAGAAGAAAUAGAGGGAGAAGAAGAGACGUAUGUGACUGAUAUAAAGGCAGAAGAUAUAGAGGGAGAAGAAGAGACGUAUGUGACUGAUAUAAAGGCAGUAGAUAAAGAGGGAGAAGAAGAGACGUAUGUGACUGAUAUAAAGGCAGAAGAUAUAGAGGGAGAAGAAGAGACGUAUGUGACUGAUAUGAAGACAGAAGAAAUAGAGGGAGAAGAAGAGACGUAUGUGACUGAUAUAAAGGCAGAAGAUAUAGAGGGAGAAGAAGAGACGUAUGUGACUGAUAUAAAGGCAGAAGAUACAGAGGCAGAAGAAGAGACGUAUGUGACUGAUAUAAAGGCAGAAGAUAUAGAGGGAGAAGAAGAGACGUAUGUGACUGAUAUGAAGGCAGAAGAUACAGAGGGAGAAGAAGAGACGUAUGUGAGGGGUGAUCAGCAGUGUAAGGAGGAGGAGAUCCCUACAGAUAUCAAUGAUGCAGGUAUGAAAUAUUUCCUGCUAUACAGUAGACCUGAGGUCACCAAAUACAAUUUGCAUAAGAUUCAGAAAUAA